AUGGCAUAUAGCUAUCGAAACUCACAGCAACGCUUUCACAAGGGUCGUCAGAGCAGAAUCCUCGUCCCACAUGACGGGCAGGCCGGUAUUCUUUUUACCAUCAACCCCAUGCAGGGCCUCCGCGCCCGCCGUGAGGCUCAGAACUACCUGACGAGCCUGACCGCCGACCUCCAGGCGUCCUCCCACGGGACACCCCGGGGAGGCAUCACAGCGGAAAAGAACGAAAGCGAAGAGGAAAAUGUGCGGCCGGAGGGGGAAGUGGGCGAGCCUCAGCGGGCUGGGACGACGUCGAGCCUGCUGGCGAUGGAGCUCUCUGCCGCGGUCUCUCGGGGCCCUGGCAAGAAGAGACCUCGGGAGGGGCCUGGGAGCGAGAAAGGCGGGCUCGUGGGGGAGGAGGUGGCCUCCGCGCCGCGCUGGUUCCACGAGCUCGAGACGUCCUGUAAGGGUUAUUUACUCCUGCGGGUUCCCACGUUAGCCCCGGAAAAGACCUGUGUCCUUUGCCAUGCCUCGAAAACCCAUCUACAGGAAUUGCCGCCAGGUACAGCCGGUGCUCCUGAGGAUGCAAAUCCACAGGAGCCAUCAGAGGAAAAGGCACCUGAAAAAAGCGGCGACAUGCAAAGUGAUAAGGAUGGGGAACCUAUGCUAAACCGUGGCACUCUGCCUGCGCAUACAAUUGUGAUUAAUCCUCUGGUUUCGCACCUUGUGGAACGCAUAUUUAGGGAUCUUCACGAGAACCCACGUCCGAUAUUUAAACAUUCUUUUCGCAUGAUCCCGGUGGAGUUGACAUGCUGCCCUACCUUGCCAGAGAUGCAGGCGGCUCUGCGCAAACUUAUUGAAGUGCACUUUCCACCGAACAAUCAAGCUUCCAUAGCCAACGCGCAUGAAUCCCUUUCAGAGAUUGCUUUUACAAGAGUUCUUGAUGUAGCUCCUGCAAAGAAAUGGCCGAUGACUUCUGCGAAAGACGAGGAAAGAACUCACUGCGCUGACAAUGAAAAUAGAAGUAAUGUGAUGCACAAAGUUGGGUUUCGAUUAAUCAUUAAAAACAACUCCAAUGUAGAGGCCAAAAAAAUGCUCUAUCUUUCAGAGUUGCAUGCAGCUUUUCCAGCCAAUCGCUUUAUUGUGUUUCCUCCUUCUCACAUUGAUCAAAAACGCGAGAAUGUGAACAAACCUCAUCUGGAGGCGGUGGUGUGUGUAAUGAUACUCCAUGCUACGUGUAUUAUGGGGGUACAACCUCUUUUUUUCGAACGAGAUGCAUACAACAUGCAUGACAUCAGUGAGAAAACUCUGGUGUUGACAAAUUCAGUAACUCGUUUGCAGAAGUAA
Molecule: messenger RNA, 1323 nt
Organism: Phytomonas sp. Hart1
Lineage: Eukaryota; Euglenozoa; Kinetoplastea; Trypanosomatida; Trypanosomatidae
Source: the annotation of a GenBank genome assembly